UGGUUCCCGUUUGCUGUUUUGUUUGACUAAGACUUCGUGAUUUCGAUUUUCUUCCACCACCUUCUCCCCUUCUCUCAGCUCUGCUCAUUGCUGAGGUGCACCGUCGGUGAAGAUAAUCUCACCGACAGGGUCAAUCCACAUACCAUGUGGGAGCCAUUACCGUUGAUUGCUUAUGGCUAUGCGGUACACCCUCUAAUUCCCUCAACUCGUCGCGAUACCCGGUAUUCGACCCGGUCACAUCAUACAAUUGGUUCAGCAGACGCCGGAGACGAACAAAUUCACAGAGAUGUCGUCUCUCUGGAAGUCGGAGACGAAAUAUAUGCGUUCGAAAAGUAUACGCCAAAGGGAAAGGAGACCGAAGGCAUCUGGUACCGCGGUUACGUCGUUUGCACUGCUCGAAGGCCGCCAGUCACAUGGGCACUAUCAGGCGAAGCUUCAUCAUCCAAGUCUAUACCAAAGAUCGAGGAACCUCAACAAGUGUUCAUCGGAAUAUUUCCUGCUUCUCAUGUGUACGUUCGCGACGAGCUCUCUGACGCAGAAGGAACCCUCCAAAAUCUUGCCAAAUCUCUGGACGGUGGAAGCCAGAUAAAUGGUUUUAGCAAUUCCACUACUGACAGUUAUUCACAAUGGAGUCGUAGUAAUUUCAUGAGCGUCUUGCGCGAGGAAGAUGAGGACCUUGACGCUGCAUCCAUUAUGACUGGCGUUAGACUUCCACGGAUGGACCAAAAGACCUUGUCUCAUGCAGGUGCACCCGUAUAUUCUAGCUCUAGGUCCGCCAGAAGUUUACGUUCGUCUUCACCAACGGAGUCACAGAUGAUGAAACCCCUUCCUCCACGUCCAUCUCUGAAAUCCGGAGAUGAUACCGCAUCUGGGGUCGCACAACCAAUCAUUGACGAAAUUGCAUCUGCAUUACGAGAAUGGCACAUAUUUCUCUUCCAAUACCUUGCCAGACGUGAUUAUCGCCUCUUUCAGAUCGUUCGUGAACAUAUAGAGGCCCUUCAUCUUGGCAGACGACAAUUGCUUGCCCAAACUUUGAGCACCGAAGAAACAAUCAAUAUGCGGCAGGAUUGUGUCGUUAGAUUGGUCAAGGGCAACCUUGUUCAAGGCCUUGAUGUAAUUGUCCGCCAUCCAACCUGGGGUGGCCUCGUUACUGUCGAUAUACAGGGUGAGAUUGACUCCCGGACAUGGGUCAGUGCAGUUCGCAUGUAUUCAAUGCAAGUGGCCUUGGCCUAUCUGAAUGUCGACGAACCACCGCUAGUUUUGCCUAAUCCUGGUCCUCUUCCAACUCCCGCCCACUCCGUCUUCCCUGAACUUGCACAUAAAUCUCGUAUGAGAUCAUUAACUAAACUGGGGCCACCUUCCUCAUUGAAAGCAUCCACUGCAAAAUUCUAUCAUGUAUUUCUCGACUUGCGGGCGUUUGUCGCCUCAUUUUGCUCUCCGGGAGAAACUGCGGAGCUCUUAUUUUCUUUGUACAGACUAGGUUCCCAAGCCCAGUUCACCCAGUUCAUUACCGAAGAUUUCUGUGCCGUCUUAAACCACAAUGGUGUCCUGGCGCGAAACCCCACUGCCCGUAUCCGUACUCUCUUCACAGAUUUGUCACUGUCAGACCUUCAAGAGCCUAUCUAUCUCGUUUGUCGAGUAAUCAGAAAUGGCGCUCUGAAAAUUGGCGCUACCUUCAGCUCGGGAGUGCCACCAGAAAGCGGAAGAAGAGGAUCGGAAACACGGGUUGACCCCAAUACGCCGAGUAAUUGGACUGAUGCUUAUGGACCUGUUUCCCCGAGCAGUCCUCGGUUGUACCCGUCUGGUGAUACUCAAUUUCGCCGACCUUUUGGUUGUGCUGUUCUCGAACUAACACAGUUAGCACAAAUGUCGGCGGAUGACUCAGAUGUGCAUGGUCCCAAGGAAUAUUCUAUGCCUAUCUAUGUCCCUACCAACGAGACUUCAUUUUCGGUGCUUCACCAAAACAUCAUAAAUAACAAUACCAAGGAGUUUGAAAAAGCUGAAAUGCUAGCUGUGUCUAUCAAAGUUUACCGGGGCGAUGCCACUACUAUUAUAAAAGAGAACACCUCUGUUCUUCAAGAUACACCUCACACUCUCCGACUUGGUUUCCCCGAUGUGGUUUUCCCGGGUGACGUCCGCAACGAACUAUAUAUCAAACUCUGGUCAGGUAGCUUUCAAGUUGUCCCUAACCAUUCUAGCCGUAUCAGCGUCAGCAAUCUUAGAGGUGGACCUCCAGCAAUGAACAUGCAGGUAACAGUUGAGGUCCGCGACGAAGAAGGACGGACGAUCGAAGGCGCUAUAUCUAAAGGGAGCGGAGAGCCUUUCUUGACUUACUUCCAUUCCAUGGUGUUCCAACGUUGCCACGAACCAACGUUUGGAGAGCUCAUUAAGAUACAACUACCCUUGGAUGGAAUACCCUCUUGGCAUCUGUUUUUCACUUUCCGUAUACGGUCAUUCAGAGAACGCGGGACUAGUCGUGGAGGGGAGAAGUCGGAUUCUCUGUAUGCAUUUGCAUUCCUCCCUCUCUUCCCGGAAAGACGAUCAUUUGUCGAAGACGGUGCCCAUAGUUUAAUCAUGUACCGCGCUGAUAAACUAGCCCAAGUCACUCCAGACCAGUACCUCUCUUCACCUGCCUGGCUACUUCUUAAUCAGAAGCCAGAGAGUAUAGUUGUUUCCCCAGAGAUGCAACGUAAUGCGCCUCCAUUGCGGGAUACGUUGAUCAUUCGCUCGUCCCUAUGCUCGACCAAGUACACUCAAAACCCCGUGCUUUUGAGUUUACUCAAUUGGGAGAAACUUUCUGAUAAAAAGCUCUUAUCUCAGGUCUUGGCCGCUUUCACAUUCGUUGGUGAAGUCGAAAUAGUCAAAUUUUUGCGAGAUAUUUUCGAUUCUCUGUUCGGCAUCCUCGUCUCACCGGACAACCAAGUUGGGGACAUGGAACACUUGGUGUUUAACGCUAUCGUUAUCGUUCUUGGGAUCGUCCAGGACCGUCGUUUUAGCAACUUCAGACCAGUGGUUGAACUUUACAUUGAAAAACACUUUGGAUGGGCCGCAGCCUCAUCCCAUAUCAUCCAUUCGAUGAAUCGUCUUCUAUCUAAUCCCGCUACCACAGAGAACGCCACUCAGCUGAGGAACGCCUUGAAAGUUUGGCAUUAUAUCAUCAAAUUCAUCGCUCGAUCUCGCGAACUGCAGAAAUCCAAGGAGUUGGGAAUGGGAAGUGAUGCGACUGCAGAGCAUCUAGAAUCAGCUUUUAAGCGCGAACUACGCGCCCAUUUAUCAGAAGUUACCCGUAUGAUGUCGACUACAACUCCACCGUCGAUGAUAGGCACUCAAACCAUUGCUCUUCAAAACUUCACUUCAGUCCUACCUGAACUGGCUCAGAUCUUUUCUACGGUGGAUUUAGUCUCUAUCGUGACUACAUUUGCUACGAACGCUGUUCCAGGGGCCAAGGGGAAAAUUGUUAUCUGGAAGCUUAUCAUGUACCUCCAGAUUGUGAAAGGGUUCUUGUUUGACAAUCCGGAGUCACGGCCACUUUUAGUAGAAGCCGUUGUUCAGUGGAUCAAACCUCAUUUCGGACGAUAUGAUGAGUAUGUGCACACUCAAUCAAAUGACUCCGAAACCGCUCGUGACGCCGCACGGGUUGGCUGGUUGGAAAGCAUUCGACUAUGUGUCACCAUCGUUGCAGUGAUGCUUGACAAACUACAAGCAAGUCUUGUGUCUCCAGAAGUGAUUCAGGAUCGAAGACGUCUCGUGUUAGAAAAAGAUAACGUCGAAUGCCUCUUACCUCUAUUGCCAAGAUUGUUGGAUUCAUACCGCGAAUUCAUGGCUCCAGAAUCAGUAAGGGCUCUCGAACGUACACCCUCUACAAAAAGUAUAGUCCCUGUCGUAUUCCCCGAAUCCUACCCUUUCUCUCUCUUGAUAUACCUUCCUCAACCACCCUCCAACUCGAAACGUAUCACAAGCGAAGCACACUCGUUCAACCCAGGGCUUGCUGAAGCGGCCGUUGUCCUACUCGUUUUGAUUCUAUCAUCCCCACCCAAAGCAAUUUCCGAAUUUUUGGAAUCGAGUCUCGAUAUCGAGGGUCGUGAUAGAUUUGUAGCCUUGCUUUCUCACUUUUUUACAGUUUCAAUCUCGAUUCUGGAAAAUGAAUGCUUUCCCAAAACUUGGCUUAAUAUCAACAUCCUCGCACACCAGGUCUUGGUUAAGAUGAUGAAUCCUAUAUCCACAUUACUCAAUCAUGAAUUCAUACCACCUCAAGAAGCUGAAGCUACAUUCGAUCCUUCAUUGUGGAAAGAAGCUUUCACAAUGCUUUUGAAACUUCUUUCAUCGGAGCAACUCUGUAUUGAGGAGUUCAGCCCACAGAAACGUCGUGCUGUCUGGCGUUUAGCGGGAGACAUCCGAGGGGAGGGUGCUAGUAUCAUGCUGACGCUUUGGCAAUCUCUUGGUUGGGGUGAGCAUUCCUCAACCGCUGGUGAACCUACAAUGCGCUUCGGAGGUUAUCAAGUUUACUUGAACACUUUGGUUGGCAGUGUUGUUUCGUUAUGCUUGAGUCAUCAUGAACAACUCAGAAAUAACGCUGUUCAAAUGCUCUAUAGCAUGAUUGUUUCGGAGUACCACACGUCGGGAAAUUUUGAAGAAAUUGAAAACGAACUUGUUACCCGCUUAGACUUUCUUUUCAUGUCGGAAAGCUCUAAAGACGAUAUAUCGGGUGCAUUCUUUGUUGGUCAACUUCGACACCUCUUCGAAAGUACUGAGGGAGAUGAGCAGUUACGGGACCGAGUCUCAAGUUUUCUUGAUUCAGUUGACCUUUUCCUGGAGCUCCUUCUUAGUGUCCGAGCUCUUCCGGAAGGCGAUGAGUUUGCUGAUGAAAGAGUCAUAGCUACACUUCGUCUCAUGAAUUUCAUACGGCGAAUAGGGAGGGAUGAGAUAUACAUUAAAUACGUCCACCAGCUCGUGAACAUGCACCUCCAAUCCCAAAACUACGUGGAAGCAGCCCUUACACUCAAAUUACACUCAGAUCUCUACCCCUGGGAUUUAAACUCAUUUGUACCUCCAAUGGAAGAACUCGGUCUACCACAGCAGUCCAAGUUCCAUCGGAAAGAAACAUUAUGUCUACUGAUCCUGGACUAUUUGGGCAAAGGGAAGGCUUGGGAGCGUGCAAUCGAUAUAUGUAAGGAGCUUGCUAUCCAGCAUUCUGGGGUCACAUUCAAUUACAGACGACUAUCUGAAAUUUUGCGCCAUCAAGCUGCUCUCCUCGAGCACAUAGUUACAGACCAGAGAUACUAUUGUGACUAUUACCUCCUCACGUUUUAUGGAAACUUCCCGGCAGCCAUCAGAGACAAGCGAUUUAUUUAUCGGGGGUACGAGUGGGAGAAGUAUGGCGCAUUCUGUGAGCGGAUGCUGAACAAGCACCCUGGGGCUCAGCUAUUAAAGGUCGCCGGCGAUCCUCCUGUGGAUAUUCGAUAUGGUAGCGAGCAGUACAUUCAGUGCACAGCAGUAAACCCGGAGCCUGAUCGUACUUCACCUAUAUUCACAAAUCCAGACGUACCACUUGCCGUUCGAACAUAUUACGAGCACAGUGACAUCAAUCUAUUUUCUUAUUCUCGUCCAGUAAAGCGCAUUGCACGCGACGGCACAGAAGAAUUUUGGAUCGAAAAAGUCUACUUUACUACAGAGGAGAGCUUCCCUACUGUACUUCGUCGUUCGCAAGUCAUUGACUUGACCGUAGUGGAUAUCUCUCCCGUUGAGAAUGCUUUAUCGGAGGUCGAGAUGAAGACAAAGGAGCUGUCGGCUCUCAAACUUCGCUAUGAAAACGUAGCAAAGACUACGCAAGAGGUAUCUACAAAUGCGCUCUCAAUGGCUCUCAACUCUGCUGUAGAUACUCCAUUAAACACCGGAAUAUCUGCAUAUAGACAUAUGUUCUUCAAUCCUGCUCGGAACCCCGAUCAAGCCGAACUCGUCGAAAAAUUGAGAGGGGCAAUUGAUGAACAGGUCCAGAUCAUUAACAGCUGCCUGAGACUCCAUGGCUCUCUAUGUCCAUCUGAAUUUAUUCCUUUCCACGAAACACUCGAGAGGUUCUUUCACAAAAAUUUCAGAGAGGAAAUUCGUCGGCUCGGGAUCGACGACGUCGCAGACACCUUGACGAAGUCCCCCUCUCUGAAAUCUAGUACUACUGUCAACGCACAGUCUCCGUAUCAACCAUCCGUCUACAAUGGCUCAAUAGCGCGGAGUUUCUCCUUAUCGUCUGUCAGACGCCUUGCACUUCCUCCACUUCAACUGGGGCGAACACUUUCUCCUCCUCCGUUAUCCUCGGCUUCUCCCGUUCAAUCAGAAGCCCCAAUUGAACCUCUAAAGCAAACACCAUUACAACGGCAUCUAGCUCAUUUAGCCCGACAUGGUAUCAACGGCGUAUCUUCAGGCCCUCCCGAUGCACAGAAUGGCAGCGACUCCUUCUCGGUCGAAUCACCCCAUGAUUCCUUUGUGAAUGUUGCCAAUGGCAUUCACCCUUUGCAUACACAGACCUCUGGUGCAUCAGUGACGAUGUCAAAUUUUGGGGGUAGCCUGGGAUCGCUUGGCUCAUUGAAAGGACGGUUUUCGCGUUUUGGGAGCCUAAACUUUGGUAGGCGUCAUCAACCCUAACUUCUCUUGUAACUUAUAAUUGGGAAUUCACUGACACCGAAUCAUCCUGUUACAUCUGUUUUUCCUAAUGUACCGAAUCUUGAAAUUAUCAUAUGAAUUUGACAGAUCUUUUACCAUUUAUCUGUUUGUUGCGCGUCUUACUGCCUUAUUACUUGUUGUUCCUACCACAAAAGCGAGAAUCCGGAGUGCGGUUACUUAUGGUUAGUCAGGGUUAGUCGUUGUUAGUUGUUCCAAUCCAGACGGAACCAAUUGAUCCGAGUUAAGCUCUUAAAGGUUUAGACUCGUGACAGGCAGUAUAUCAAUAUACAGU
Messenger RNA from Lentinula edodes (shiitake mushroom), 6946 nucleotides. RefSeq names its product cytoplasmic protein. Gene Ontology annotation, cellular component: cytoplasm; plasma membrane. The coding region runs from base 145 to 6636 and encodes 2163 amino acids. Gene Ontology annotation, biological process: small GTPase-mediated signal transduction. The record is from RefSeq and is a predicted model, not a curated record. The transcript has 13 exons. Gene Ontology annotation, molecular function: guanyl-nucleotide exchange factor activity; small GTPase binding. Lineage: Eukaryota; Fungi; Basidiomycota; Agaricomycetes; Agaricales; Omphalotaceae.